Molecule: messenger RNA, 4383 nt
Organism: Tigriopus californicus
Lineage: Eukaryota; Metazoa; Arthropoda; Copepoda; Harpacticoida; Harpacticidae
Exons: 2
Coding region: 1244-2407 (387 amino acids)
Biological process (GO): positive regulation of protein autophosphorylation; positive regulation of cell population proliferation
Molecular function (GO): growth factor receptor binding
Source: RefSeq, a predicted model, not a curated record
UUAGGCGAAGAUGAUAAAUUUCGCUUUUUCCUCGGCCAUCGGGGCUUUGUAGUGGCCCCCGAUUUAGACCGCUAUUGUUUUCGACCAUUUUUUAUUUCUCGCUUCACAGGUACAGAGCUACCAAAACUCGAGUGUUUUGGUAGGCGAGACGUGGAUGUAGUUUUGUUUCCAUUGGGUUACGCAUAUCCUGAAAUUGAUCCAUGUUCCCAGAAGCCUCAAGAAGCCCCAAGAAGGGAACGGGGAGACCGCCUCUGUGGAUCCAACGGUAGAACGCCGGUCGAAAGUGGAUCGAGUGCUGGCUGAGUGCUAGCUAGUAUUGCAUGUACGUAGAGUGACUUCUAUGCUCUAGAACAGUAUUAAGUAACCCUGAAGAGAGGUCUCGAGGGCGGAGGAAGAGGAGGAAGAAGAUCCAACCACCCGGGAUGAAAAGGGACGCGCCACCCACGGAUCGAGAAACACCGACCGAUAGACCGAGCGACCGACCGAGCGACCGACCGAACCACCGACUCACCCACACACACACACAAAACCCACCUCUUACUCUUCCACAUUUUCCAAACCCAGUUCAGUGUUCAAGUAGAAGAUAAAGAAGAACGGCAAGGCCUUUCAAUAACACAUUUGUUGUCGGGAACUUGAGUGCGUUGGACGUGGAGAGACAGUGAAGAAACAAGAAUAAGAACGAGGAAGGAAAAGAGAAGGAAGGAGAUCAAGGAAUCGACGACCAAGACAAAAGGAACACAGGGGCCCCAAUCUCCUCUUCAAUUGACUACCUCCCAUCCUUGUUCACAAGUCUUGGGGGAAUUUUCUGUAGUACGUAAGAAUGAUCAAGAUGAUUGAAGUGAUACACGGUGAUCGAAUGAGCUGCUGGCCUCGGAUUGAUGGCAUUCAGGCGCAAGCGAACGGGAUCCGAACAGCCGUCGCCGCCGGGAGAUGAACGAAAACUCCGUGAUGAAUGAGCUCUGACCACAACGAUCAAGGCCGAUGAAAUGCAAGUCAUCUUACAUACGUACACACACAUUCAGCCUACUUCGGGUUUGUUUGCCAUAAUCACAAGCCAACUCUACUCAAGAAGAGAGUAGGUAACAAGGGCGGAUGCCUGCUGCAAUGGACAGUUCUCCUUGUUCACAAGACAUGGUGCACUUGUAGCUCGACCGAAACCAAAUUGUUGUUGGUGUGUUGCGUUGUCGCCAGGCCCCAUCACCGAAGCAACCAUCACCACCCACUUGGCAUUGGCAACCCCGCCAUGGGUUUCCCAAGACCUCCGUGCUCACCUGCAGCGGGUAUAUUAAUAUUGGUAUUGGCUGUGGCCUCUCAGGCGGUGAAGACACCCUCGGCCUCGGCCUCAACGUCGCUUUCGAUGGCCUCCUCUCUGCUCUCAUUGACCUCAGAUGCGGACAGUCUGUAUCAGGACUCGCUGCAGAUCGUUAAUGACCAAGAAGAAUGCAAGGUCAAAAAUUUGAAGCAUCAAGAAAAGAUGUUUAUGGCCAAACUGGAUGCUCAUCGUUGUCUAGUGCGAGACACAGUGGUGGCUGUUCCGGUUCCACAGGAACUCAUCGUCAAUUACGUCCAACCCAGUCACGUGGUGGUUCCACGCUGCACAGGUCUGUGCUUGGAACGCCCUGGCUGUGAGUGCCAGCCCAAGAGAAAGAAGUACACCAAAGUGGAUAUCAUUGUGGGCACGAAUAGCUCAGCCACGUUCCAGCUCUGCUCCACGGUUCAAAUCGAAGAGCAUCGCGGUCCUUGCCGUUGUAAAUGCACCCUCACCAAUUGUCAUUACAACAAGGUCUUUGAUGAGGACCAAUGUUUGUGUCGUUGCAAAAGCGAAUUUGCCAAUCUCAAAUCCAGUUGCAUGAAGGAUUUUGAACGCGAAUGGGACGAGGAAUCGUGCACGUGUCGUUGUCGAGCCCGGAUGUGCGUGAGUGGCCACUACCAAGACCGCGCCACUUGCCAGUGCAAGCCCCUGGAAACGUCCUGUUCGGCCAUUGCCACCGCCAUUGACGCCGGGGCCUCGGUUCAUCACCAAAACACGGGUCAUUUGGCUGUGAGCCAGGCUCCUAAGUACGUGGGGCUGAGUUGCGUGGCUCUGAUAGCCUUGUUCAUGCUCCUGACAAUGUACUACCUUAUGGUCAAAAAGGGUGGCCGUCACCACCACCAAAGCCGACAGUCCCGCAUCCGGGGCCGAGGAAAUAGUUUCAUGCGUCGAGCACCCAGCUUGGUCGGAUCGUCAGCUCAUCCCGAUUUGCUGGUAGCUAAUGGUUCCACCGAGACUGUGGUUGGAACUCUCCAAAGAGCGGCAGCGUCCUCGGGCAUGGCCACUGCAGCCUAUACAAUCACCAUCAACAGCCAAUCGGCUAAUAAUCUGGACGAGGCCAUGCUGCCCCUGACAGAGGAUAAAACGCGGUUUUAAGCCUCCCUUGUCUCAAUAAUUGGGAUUUAGAUCCAAACUUCAAAAGUGGUCGAGUUCCUUGCAAAUCUGUAAGAGGCCAGCUGUGAUUCCCACGAAAGGCGUGGCCUUGGUUGUUGCCGCCUUCAUUCUUUUAACAACAUUCCUCUUUGUAGUACAUGUAUGUAGUUAAGCCAGAGGGUCCCCUCAAAAUUCUGACGAUCUGUCCUCCAUUUUGCUCCGACCUUCAUCACCAUGUAACCACAAUCAAGCCACAGCCACCACCGCGACUACCACUAAGGCUACUCCUACUGCUCUAACUGAUGGUGCUUUGGCAACUACUACUGCCACUACUACCACUACUACAACUACUACUUACUUCUACUACUACCGUUACCAUCCUCCAUCAGAACGGCAGCAACAACAACAACAACAACAGCAAUCUUCAUCCAGGCGUUACCCAAGGCAAAAUCUGCAAACCCAACUCCUGUUACCACCACGGAUGGAAACAGCCAAAAAACGUAGUCUCUCUGACUGCCCAACUAGUGUGUGCAGUAGUUAUGAGUGGCCUUGAACUAAGUUAUAUGCCAAUUUUAGAGGGCUGAGCACAUGGCAAUCCCUUUUCCAUUUCUGUCCUGUUCCUUGGAGAGACGGACAUUCCUUUUUAUGGAAAAGAUGAUGAGAAUAAAGCAGUGAACACAUCCAGCCAAAUUCAACGUUAGCAAAAGAAUAUAUGGCAGUGCUGUGGCCAGAAUGGAAUUACAUUCAUGUCCGACACCACCACUCAACUGAAAGAUCUGAGCGGUUCUAGUAGGCCAAGCCUUAUUGCUGUACGUGGUCUAUGAACCCCAGGAAUGAUUUUUCUUUUCCCAUAUCUUCCUUCGUCUUACCAAACUUUGAAGGAUCUUUAACCCGAGACCAGAUCGAAAUCUGGAUCAUCUGAAUGCCUCGACUCCUUAGAGACGACGAGGGGUGUGUAUACGGAAUGCUGAGCGAAGUGCACACAUCAAGUCCAGGUCGCUUUGUGCGAACUCAUCUCCCUGAAUUCAAUGAAAAAUCCAAGACCACGGAUACAUUUCAACACACAUGGGCCAGCCUUGUGCUUCAUCCGUUAUAUUCAUUCCAUUCUAGCUGGUUGAGAGAUUCACAGAUUUACAUCAAAAUGCAAUUAAUUUUUGUUCUCCCUCCACUUCCGUGCUCCAUUUCACCCAACCAAGCUGCUAGCUCUGAGAGCAAGUUGAAUGAGCAGCCUUUUCUUUGGCGGCCCCAUACCGUUUGGGAUUCUCGCGGUGGGUGGGUGAGUGCGUGCAUGUAUGCGGGCCAAACUCAACUAUCACUGGUUUACCCCGGAAAAAGUAACCAACAAAGCUGCCGUAUCCAAAUCAUCAUCAGGAUAAUGAUCAUUAUCAUUAUCGCCACCUGUACCACCACCACCACCACCGCCUUGAGACCUAUCCACCCCUUGGACUUGUGCAGCCCCCCAAGGACCUCUGGAACUGACACAAAGUCAAAAAAAGAAGAGUUGAGAUAAAAAUCAAGUGGGAAGACCUACUUUUCUGCUGCUGCCAACGCAAAAUGCGAGUUGACGGAUCAAGAAUUAAGUUAAGCAAUUUUCGGGAUGAGGUAUCUCGCCUUCUACAACAAGGUUAACGUGCAAAGGGAUUUUGACGUGAAGUGAGCUCUGUACAUGAAAAGAAUGGAAAGAAACAAUGGGAGGAGAAGAAUAAGAUGGUACUAGAACACCGGCCAAGAAGAACACUGUAGGAGAAGAAUGGAUAGGGAAGCAUGGGAUUACUUCAUGAAAAGUGAAGGUGUUGGUGGCGGCGAGGUUAUGAAUGAGUGAGUGAGUGAGUGAGUGAUGUUCGGUUUUGCCAUUUGACUUUUUGUUUCCGAAAAUAAAGAUGGAAGUCAAACGGUAGAAAACUCACUCAGAUACGACAUAAGCCACAAAAAGAUAUUGAAUUUGAAUUCUCAAUAAACGCGUACCUUUCAACCUGUCA